GUGCCCUUUAUCAUCAAUCCAUUACACCCGCAGCAUGUUGUCUCUGCCAGCUUGACUACACAUUACCUCAUCUCCACCUCGCUUUCUCUCUCUCUCUCUGUGUGGAAGGACUAGAGCAGCAAACGCCAUGUCGUCGGACGAUGAGGGAGGAGAGGAGUACCUUUUCAAGAUCGUGAUUAUUGGGGACUCAGCUGUCGGAAAAUCCAAUCUCUUAUCUCGGUAUGCGCGGAACGAGUUCAAUUUACACUCCAAAGCCACCAUAGGUGUGGAAUUCCAGACCCAGAGCAUGGAAAUCGACGGUAAGGAAGUUAAGGCUCAGAUUUGGGACACCGCCGGUCAAGAGAGGUUCCGUGCUGUUACUUCUGCUUACUAUAGAGGUGCUGUUGGUGCUCUCGUUGUUUAUGAUAUUAGCCGCCGCACUACUUUUGAUAGUGUCGGUCGUUGGCUUGAUGAGCUAAAGACUCAUUCUGAUACAACUGUAGCAAGGAUGCUGGUUGGGAACAAAUGUGAUUUGGAGAAUAUCAGGGAUGUCAGUGUUGAGGAAGGCAAAAGCCUGGCAGAAGCAGAAGGAUUAUUUUUCAUGGAGACAUCUGCCCUCGAUUCAACAAACGUUAAAAAGGCUUUUGAGAUUGUUAUCCGAGAAAUAUAUAACAACGUGAGCCGGAAGGUCCUGAACUCAGACACAUACAAAGCUGAAUUAUCACUGAACAGGGUAACUCUUGUUAAUAAUGGAACUGAUGGAUCAAAGAAAUCUCAAAACUAUUUUUCCUCCUGCUGCUCCAGGUGACCUCUGUACUUCUCAUCUCAAAAUGGCAUACAAGUUCAGGGCUUUUUCAUGGUUGGUUUGUUGAUUCAAUUUGGUUGGUUGGUUGCUUUAUCAAGGUUCUUUAAUUGCACAAUAAGUUGAUACUAUAGAGUUAAAAUUACUUAGUUCAAUACGAAAAAGGGCAGUCAGGUUUUUGAACUUUAGUUACAAGAAUUGUGUAAUCUUACAAUAAAUUGAAUGGUUAUUUUUUACCCUGUGAGAUUUUAGCAUGUUUUACUGAAAGGGACAGAUGUAACUAUUAUAUUUGCCAGUUCUUUUCCAGAAAGGAGGAACAGAGUAGAGAUGUAUUUGUUUAAGUUAUUGCAAUUUAUUUUGUUGUGGACCGUUGA
Molecule: messenger RNA, 1155 nt
Organism: Manihot esculenta (cassava)
Lineage: Eukaryota; Viridiplantae; Streptophyta; Magnoliopsida; Malpighiales; Euphorbiaceae
Product: ras-related protein RABA5d
Exons: 2
Coding region: 128-787 (219 amino acids)
Cellular component (GO): endosome
Molecular function (GO): GTPase activity; GTP binding
Source: RefSeq, a predicted model, not a curated record